Molecule: messenger RNA, 2610 nt
Organism: Malurus melanocephalus (red-backed fairy wren)
Lineage: Eukaryota; Metazoa; Chordata; Aves; Passeriformes; Maluridae
Molecular function (GO): nucleic acid binding; RNA-DNA hybrid ribonuclease activity
Source: RefSeq, a predicted model, not a curated record
UCCAGAACCGAGACUCUUUGGCGCGCCCCAAGUCUUUUUUUCCUGGAAGAACUCCGCUUCUGGUACGUCCACCGCCCAGGCAGAGCAAGUACCCACUGGCGCUUCACAAGAACGGUAUGUUUAUCAUAUAUUUAUCAGGAAGUCUACAGGGCGUACGCGUAGCCAGGAGUUGGUAAGACGCUGAGGAYGCCUGGCGCACAACGGACCCUGAGGGGGCUUGCAAGCACCAGCAAAGAUGCUGACCAAGAACGGUUUUUCRCAACGGUCUGCCAAGUGGGGCCRGAGCAAAAAGUUCUGCUGUUACCUGAGUACAAGCCUGCCAGUGACUGUAUUAGGAAGCAGGAGAAAGGAUAGGCAGAACCUGGUUGUGUGCUUGUAUGGAGCUCCGCGACUGAGUGUGUGUGAGUGUGUGCAGACCCGGAUCCCGGAAGUGAAGCACAGACCGGAACCAGGAAGUUGCUGUGCCGAGAACCCGGAUUCAGGAAAUUUGAAGGAUGCCUUCUUUUGCCUCCCUCUCCACGAAGCCAGCCAGAAAAUAUUCGCUUUUAAAUAGAAAAGCCCUAAAAGUAAGCGUAAAACCCAGCUCACCUAGACAGUGUUGUCUCAAGAGUUCAAGAAUAGUCCUACCAUAUUUGGAGAUCAACUUACCAAGGACUUAGAAUCCUAGGAGGUCCCAGCAUCAAAAAGAAAACUGUUGCAAUAUGUGGAUGACCUCUUGAUAGCUACCAAGACUGAAGAGGCCUAUCUUAYSUGGACGGUAAGCCUGCUAAAUUUCCUAGGACUGCAGGGAUACCAGGUUUCCAAGAAAAAGGCCUAAGUAAUGAAAAAAAAAAAGGUAAUUUACCUAAGCCAUGAGAUCUGUGCAAGACAAAGGAGCUUGGGGCAGGAUCACAAAGAAGCCAUCUGCCAGACCCCGAAACCUCAAACUGUGAAAAAACUCAGAACAUUCUUGAGAAUGACGGGCUAGUCCAGACUUUGGAUUUAUAAUUAUGGUUUACUUCUAAAGCCCCUAURUGCUCUCAUAAACACAGAAGAGAGGGAUCUCCAGUAGACAAAGGAAGCCACAAAGGCCUUUAAGCAGCUAAAGAAUGCCCUCAUGUCAACACCAGCUCUAGGACUUCCAGACAUGAGUAAACCAUUCUUUCUGUUCUCCCAUGAGAAACAGGGAAUUGCCUUGGGAAUAUUAGCACAAGACCUGGGUCCGUACCGACAGGCAGUUGCUUAUUUCUCAAAACAAYUAGAUACAGCAGCCAAAAGAUGGCCGGGGUGCCUCAGGGCUGUUGCAGCAGUCGUGAUAAACAUUCAGGAGGCAYGGAAGUUUACAUUAGGCCAGAAAAUGACUGUGCUGGUGUCACACACAGUGUCUGCAGUGCUAGAAAURAAAGGCGGCCACUGGCUUUCCCCACAGAGGUUCUUAAAACACCAAGCCAUCAUAGUAGAACAGGAUGAUGUAGAAAUAGUAGUGACUAACAUUGUCCACCCAGCUUCUUUCCUCAGCAGAAAUGAAAGAAAGCCGGUACACCACGAUUGUCUAGAAACCAUCGAAGCUACAUAUUCCAGUCGUCGGGAUCUGAAGGAUACCCCUUUAGAUGACGCAGAAACCUGGUUCACUAAUGAGAGCAGUUAUGUUAUUAGUAGAAAGUGACAGGCUGAGUAUGCAGUUGCUACCUGCAAAAAAGUAAUAGAAUCUAGACCUUUGCCAACAAACACCUCUGCACAGAAAGCUGAAAUAAUUGCUCUGACACGUGCCCUAGAAAUAGCAAAAAGAAAGAAAAUAAACAUCUAUACAGACUCAAAGUAUGCAUUUAGAAUUGUACAUGCACAUGAAGCCAUUUAGAAAGAACUGUUGAACUCACAAAGAAAAAAUAUCAAACAUGCACAAGAAAUAUUGCARCUGUUAGAAGCAGUCCAGCUACCUAAAAAGGUGGCAAUCAUGCACAUUAAGGCACACCAAAAGGUGAGCUCUGAAUUAGAGGAAAGAAACGAGCUGGCGGACAGAGAGGCAAAAAAAGCAGCAAAAGGCCAGAUAACAACAGAAGGAGCCCUGAUCCCAGAUGAGAAGGUCUCCCUAGAAGGUAAGCCUAAAUACAAUGAAGAAAAUAAAAAGUUAAUUAAAAAUGAAAAAGGAACAUAUAACCAAGAAGGAUAGGCUAUCACAGCAGAAAGAAGGAUAAUAAUACCUUCUUAUUUGUUGUAGUCAUUAAUUAGAAAAAAACACCAGAAAACACACUGGGGUGUAGAUGCUUUGUAUAAUUACCUAAAUAAUAAAAUUAUUGCCAGGCAUUUACAAGAUACCAUCAAGCAGGUAACCCGGCAGUGUGACAUUUGCCUCCAGACUAAACCCAAAAUUACUCCCAAAAUAAAACUUAGUCAAAUUAGAAGAAGCCAUAGACCUAGACAGCAGUGGCAAAUUGAUUUCACAGAACUUCCAAGAAAAGGGGGGUAUCAAUACUUGUUAGUAUUAACAAAUACCUUUUCAGGGUAGCCAGAAGCCUUUCCCACCAGAACCGCCAAGGCCCGGGAAGUAUAAUUAUAAUCCAAAAAUGGGAKAGUACCUCUAGCCAGGGCAAUACUGAUUGGCCUUAGUCUCAAGGUAUCUGGCAGUAUACU